CAUGGUCUCGUGCAAUAUAGCGCCGAAUGCUUGUGACUGCGAACUUCGAGCUCCGAUGAUUAAUAGAGAAUACAGCACAAAGAAGGCGAGUUUCGACAUGCUACGAGUAUUCAGAAAGACGUUAUAACUUUCUUGAGUGUAAUGCAGUGACAGUGCCAUGUUAACAACUGAUGUAAACUUAUAUGGAAUAUUUGCAGCCUAGAUAGAACAACAAACAGGAUCACAAUGGCAGAAGACGGCUUGAGUCCUGACGUGUUGGAUUCUCCUAAUACCGGCGACAUGCCAAAAAGAGGCCUGAGAAAUCGAGUGUGUAAAAUAUGCAAGUUCACCACAAGUGAUCCCAGGGAAUUUUCACACCACCAGAUAUCAGCCCAUGAUGAAGGAGCAGUGGAACACCUCAAACAGUUUACUCAGCAGGGGCGAAAGAACCCUAUCUCCUCCAGAUCAUCUCCACGCAACUCCACAGAAAACGUAUUUGAAUCGGCUAAUGGCGAUAACUCGUGUGACAUAAUCGGGGAUGUUCUUCUUGAGGAGGAAGGUUUUGAUGACUUAGAAGAGGGGGCAUACAUGCGUGUUAGCGGUGGACACACAAGAACUUACAGGUGCUCUCACUGUACUCUUACGACCACCAACGCAACAGAGUUUCUCCAUCACCAAGUAGAAGAACAUGAAGCAGACUUUCAGAUAUACGAGUGCCCUGUCUGUAACUAUGCAACUAAGUACAAACAAAAGCUUGGCAGACAUGUGAAAGUACAUUCACCGGCUGCGAGCAGACCUGGAUCGGCACCAAAGAUUAAAAGUGUGCAAGUAGACUCCACUUCUGAUGAAGGUUAUACUGAAGUUUAUGAAAAUGGAGAUCCAAAUGGCAAUGUUGAUGACUACAAUAAAUCUGCAGAGAAUGAUGGCAAAAAUACACUGUUAAAUGUUAAUGGAGUUAAGUCACAAGUUGAUGCCAAGGGGGCUUCAAGUAGGAAAAACAUCACUGAAUCAACAAUUGGACAAGCUCGGGGUACAGCUCAAGAUGGCACAAAUGGUCUUGGCAGUGGUGAUGAGGUGGAUUCAGAAGAGGAGGUCAUUGAAGUUGACCUUGAUGAUAUUGAAGAUGAAGAUGAGGAAUUUGAUAGUGAAGAUGAUGAGGACAUGAGCUUGGAGGAUUAUUCCACAAGCAUGGAAUCAGCCACAGUGAUUGACAUGCAGUCAAAUCUGCCAGUCAAAAAGAGGGUUGCUGUGGAAAAAUGGAAGUAUUUUCCAAUACAGUUAGAGAAAGGGAGAAAGUUUGCCUGCACAGCUUGUGGGAAGGCCUAUUCAUGGAAGAAGUCUGUCAACAAACACUGGAAGGACAAGCAUGCCAAAAUAACAAAGCCUGAAAACUUGCCCACUCUAAAAAUCCCUUCACUCACUAUCAAAGAUAAGACUCAGCCAGUAAAGUUUGUUCAUCCUGCUGUAGAUAAAAACAAGUUUCUACCAGUUCAGGAAGUAAAGCCUACAAAAGCAGUAACAGCUGCCACUGUAACUCUUAACCAAGGAAACCAAAAUGGACAGGGGUCAGCGAUCAGCUCUCCCUUAGAUCAGACAUCGCAGACCAAGGCUGUGCUAGAGGUAUCAACACCUAGAGUCAAUGUCCACGACAAAAUGUCUUCCACAAAGGUGUCUCAGGAGUCUCCUCCACCUGCUAGCAAAUUACAAACCUCUAGCAUCACCUUCCAAGCAGUUAACCAGCCUGCAGCUACCACUGCCAUGCCAGCAGUGUCUUACUCAUCACAGCCAGUCAGCCAGUUAACACCCAUUCAUAGGAAACCUGCCGCUCCGUCUGAAAUCCAACCCCCCAGUAGUAUGGAACACCUCAUGAAGUUGAUUCCACCACCCUCAAACAGUCAGGGCUUGAAUUCCAGACCCUCCAGUCAGGGUUCCAUUGAAGGACGUGGAGGAAUACUGACCCCACCUAAUUCCUUCUCAAGACCAUCUAGUCAAGGAUCUGUGCCAGAAAACCCAUUCCGUGAACAGUCACCAUCUUUGAACUCAAGCAAUAUGCAGGUUAAUAAUGAUGGUGCCUUAGAUCUCUCAGUCAGGUCAACCCCCCAAAAUCAGCCUCCUGUGAAAUCUGUACCCCAGUCUGCACCGAUAAUACCUGCGUACACUGCACAACCACAGGAUGAACCGUUAGAUUUCUCUGUGAAACCAUCCCCAAAGGUGUCAGUGCCGUCACAACAACAAACUCAGAACCUAUCUAGUGACGUGUCCACUGGGCGAUCGUGGACAUUACGGUGCAAGCAGUGCCAGAAAAACUUCAUGACCGAAGAACAGUUCAAUAAACAUUUUCAUGAAAUUCAUGUGCCUAACCUCAUGGCCCCUAUACAAAACCUGCCAGUCAAGUCUCCAGAAAACCAAGCUACUACGACCAGCAAGCCAGUGGUGAAUGCACCCAUUUUUAAAUGUAAUGUCUGUGGCAUAAGGUACCCAACCAAUAGAGGGCUCUCCAGGCAUAUGUAUGAAUCGCACCCAAACAUCCCACCCCAACACUACCAAUCACAGAAUGCAGCAAACCAGAUAUAUAGAUGUAAUCAAUGUAAUUAUGCCACCAAGUGGUCAACAGAGUUGGAAAAUCAUAAGAAGAAGCACAUUCAGUCCACACGAAACAAGUGCCCAUCUUGUGGUUUUUCCUGCCCCCAGAAGGCUGACCUUCGAAAUCACAUUCAGCGUUAUCACCCUUGGAUGAUACCAAAGAUCAGGUUCCCUCAGACCGAAAAUCAGAGUGGUAAUUUAAAUGUGCCAUCUGGACAAACCUGGAGUUCUCAGUACACUUGGAAUAGGGCAGCACACAGUCAGUCCACAUUCCCACUGCAACAAGCACCACCAUCCUACCAAUCAUCUGCACCCACUCAAGUAACAUCUAAAUCCAGUGUUGAAGUAAUCACAAUAGAUGAUGACCAGGGCGAGAGUGAGAUCCCCAGUGAAGAAGAUGGUAUAUCAAAGAUACAGAUUGCCAGUGUCCAAUCUCUGAGCAACUUUAAUUUUGAGAGCCAGGGUUUCACAGCUGAACAAAGUUACUCAGAUCAAAGUACUGAUGAAAUGAUGCAGGUCCAGUCACAGGAUGGUGCCACUGUGGACAUUGUUGUGCACAAGUGCCCCUUGUGUGAAUUCCGUGCAAGAUGGCCGUCAGAGAUAACACAGCACAUGAAGAACCAUUCUGAUGAGAAACCGUACCAGUGCCCCCGCUGUAGCCACUUUUCUAAGUGGAAGUGGGACAUCGUGAAGCACAUGAAGAAGUGUGGGGAUGGCAGUGGCACUAUUCAUGAUGUCGUGGACAACACGCUGGGUUCCACAGGUGAGGUAGCAAACACAAAUCCAAGCCACAUAUCAAAUACUAAAAGCCCCAGUCGAUCAAGACCAACAGUUCAGCAAUUACUUGCAGCCCGCAAGACUCAAGCUCUCAGUGGUGGCCCACCCAAUGUGACAGUCCUGCCCUCAGGGUCUGUCUCUAGUCCAGCUGGAACAUAUGUUCACACGCAGGGAGUGACAACAGAGGUGACAGCCUCCAACGCACUUGCUAUGAAGCAAGCUAUGAUCUCCCAGGCCACAGUGGCUGCUGCUCAGCCUGUGCUUCAAGGAGGGCAAAUGAUACUUGUGUCACCAGAUCAAUAUGGGAAGCUGCCCAUACCUAGAAUAACUUCUCCACCAGGAACUAAGACACCUCCAAAGGCCUCACUCAAGUCUGUUCCGCCAAAAUCCCCUAAAUUCACCAGUCUGAAUAUUGGAGGUCAGCACCAUUGCCUUCACUGUCCAUUCAUAGCAUCGUGCCCUUCUGAACUGAAGAAGCAUGCCUACAUCCAUUCAGAUGAGUACCCCUACAAGUGUUCUUGUGGACAGGGAUUCAAAUGGAGAAUUGACCUCAAGGAACAUGCUGACAGCCUGCUGCACCGCCCUUUACCCAGAAAGACCCAGACUGAUGUAACAGAAAAGCCUUCCAGUGAAUCUUGGACCCUUUCCUCGGUAUCAAACCGUCCUCCACCUCCACCCUACCCAGAGGCUAUACAGGCUAAGAAUGCACCAGAUGUAGGGUUCCAGCAAGAUGUACAGGGAAUUAAGGAUGCUUUACCCACAUACAGGUGCAGUGAAUGCCAAUAUGUCACCUAUAAGAAGCACUUGUUGGAGGCACAUGCAAAGAUUCACAAGCAACCUGGGAGGCCAACAGGGGGAAAAUUUAAAUGCAAGCGCUGUGACUUCCAGGCCCAAGACUUGUCCUCCUUUCUUCAGCAUCGAAUAACACACUCUUCCCUUUCAACUGGAAACAGCCCUAUCAAACCAUUAUCUGCAACAGGCCAAAUCAGUAAGAUGGUCACCAGCCAGGGGCAGACCUUGAAAGUCACAGACACCCAGACCUCAUCAGCCGGGACUGCAGUUACCUUCAAAAUGGAGAAGAAACAUCGCCGUAAGCCUCUGACUGUUUACAAGUGCCCCAAAUGCCCAUACAAAUGCUUUAAGAGAUCUGGAUUAGAACUUCAUGAAGCAAUGCAUGAACCAAGAGGAGAAGAUGCAUUUGUUUGUGACUACUGUGACUAUAAUGUGUAUAGCAUGAGUCUUCUGUCCCAACACAUGAAACUUCAUGGUGAAUUUGCCAAGAAUAAAGUUACUCAGCCUCAGCCAAGUCAGGUGCAAAAUGCCCAAAUUUCAUUGCAGCCUCUACAGCCCAUUUCUAGUCAAAGCACUUUUGUGUCCCCACAAGUGCCUGGUCAGGCUGUCUUCCCAGGGCCCAUGAAUCCCCAGGAGAGUACAGUUCAGUCCAGCUUGGGACCUGCAGUGUUUCCUCAGGCACAACAGCCUUACGUGGAGACCUCCACUACUGACUUUAUUUCCAGCAGUCAACACCAGCAAACCAGUUCAGCAGGGGUUACACUGCAGCAGCAGCAACAGCAGCAACAACAACAACAACAGCAGCCAAGUUCCACUGAUGGUGCGGUGUCAGGAAUGUACUGGACUUUUGUGCCAUAUUCACAGAACACUUCCACUGCAGCAGCUACCACAAACGUCUCCAUGGCUCCCAGCUCCAGUGUUGUUGUGGCACCUAGCACUAAUGUUGGCGUGACAACAGAUAUUCCAAGAGCAAUUGUGGUGCCAUCUACACCUUCCAGUGCAAGCAAGGUCAAGUCCUUCAGAAUGAUGACCCAGGAUGAACCCAAGGUCAGAAAGGUUAGGGUUAUAGGGGAAAUAAGCAAGUACCAGUGCCCCAGAUGCCCUUAUGUCACCAAAAACAAAGGGAAUUUUGAUAAACAUGUGCCCAUGCACUACAAACGUUUACGUUUUGUUUGUGAAUGGUGUGAUCUCAAUACUAAUCGCCUGAAUCUCCUGUACAGACAUGCCCUUAUUGUUCACCCAAGAGAGGCACACGCUGUAGAGAAGAAAGAAUUUUUCAGACGAGUGAAACUGAAGUCUACGCGUAAGUUCAAGAUGUAUAAAAUGGAGAAUGAGAAGAUGGUAGCCCAUGAUGUGAACAAGAUCAGCUCUUCCUCUUCUGCAACACCCGUCUCUUCUACUACUGCUCUUGGUUCAGCUGGGGUGAGCAUCUCAGCUGCUCAAGCCACUGCUGCUGUUCAGGCAGUGCAGUCAACACCCUUAAGCACCCUUAAAACACCCUUAAGCAGUGGGACCUCAAAGCUUGCACAAGAAUACACACCAGUUACCACCAUGGUGCAACAAACUAGACAGAAACUUCAAGGACCAAGCAUGGUACCUCAGAACAACACCCUGGGUAUGGAAAAGGGCAUGACUUUUCAUAAGAAGAGAAAAUUCCGUUGCAACAAGUGUAAUUACAUCACAGACAACCUCUUUAACAUCAGGCGCCAUGUCCAGAAGCAUGGCAAGGGCUACAGAUAUCAGUGCAAGUUUUGUGAUUACAGUUUGGAUCGACUAAAUUUGCUGUGUAACCAUGUCAAGCUUGUCCAUGGCGUAGAGAAUCCAAAACUGAGUGAGUCAUACACUGUAAAUCCAGAGGCCAUCAAUAUGUACAGACCUCGCAUUAAGCUUCCUUCAGUGUCACGUGUGAAGGUGCCUCCCACGAAACCUGGCAAAUAUAGGCCAAUUCUCCCUGCUCCAAGUGCCCCUCAGAUAAUUGGCACUGCUACAGUUAUUACCACACAGACCCAUAGUUUAAAUUUGGGCCAACUCGACCUGUGGAAAAACAAGCAUCGGAUGGCAGCACAGGAAACCAAGGUAAACAGUCUGUGCCAAUUGUUGAGCCAGUGCAGGUCAAGAUGGAAGGAAACUGAUGAAAUGUAUGGUCAGCCCCCACCACUGACCAUUGAACUACCAGUUGUUGAGAAUGAUAUGGCAGCUGAUACUCCUCUGAGUCCACCAGUCAUAGCAGCACAAACUCCACAGGAUCCAGUAAUGGGCAUUGAAACACCCUUUGGUUCCUUAGGCCCAACUUCCACAGCAGGUGUUCAGCACACCACUAUCAACAAGGCCCCAUCCUUUGCUGCUAAGCUAACGGAUAUAAAAUCUGGACAUGGAAUAGAAGCAGAGAAAAUGACUGAACAGUCCCAAGCUACAGGAAGAGUUCAUAAACCUGGGCCUGUGAACGAAGCCAUGGCCAAGCACCAGUGCCCCAAAUGCCCCUAUGUAAAUAAGCACAAAGAUUCGCUUCUAAAACAUAUUGAAAUGCAUGAGUACAAGGGCAGGUAUAAGUGCCAGUACUGCGAUUAUAGUCUCGAUAGACUUAACCUUCUCUACCAGCAUCUGCUUGUGCAUGGGAACACAGACAGUGGGUAUGCACACAAGAGAAAACGGCAGAGAAAAGCAGUUGUGGCACAACCAUUGUUACAGAGAUCGAAUAAGGGCAGGAGAAAAGUAAGAGCACUGAGACGAAAUGAGCAACCCAGUCCAGUUAAAAUUGAACCCAAAGAACCAGUGUCUUCUGCUUCUGCUGUCGGCGAUUCUGUGGAAAAUGAGCAAAAUGCCAAUGAAUCUGGUGACGCCAAGCAAAAAACAUUCAAGGAGUUCACAAGGGAUCUCCUCAAUAGACCGACAGUUGAAAAUGUAACCCUGAAAAGUGGGAAAUCUUGGCGACACAGUUUUAUUCAAGAGGCUGAGUUUUUCAAGACUGGAUCCCAUAUACGUGUCAGGUAUAGGUGCCCCAAGUGUCCAUUUGCCACCUUGUGUAAGAAGCUCAUGCUGAAACACAGACACCAUCACAUAUGCAAAGCCAAGUAUGUGUGUGAAAUCUGCGGGUAUGCUGCUAAAAAACCGACCCAUCUUCAAAAACACAAACGCCUUCAUGAAGAUAACCCAGAUUUUCAAUCCAGAGAAAGCACACCAAUUAGCAACAGCGCUAGAGAAAGCACCCCGCUCAGCGGCACUGAGAGCAUCCAGGACAGUAAACCCAAGAGUCAAGUGAAUGAGUUGGGAAACGAUGAUGAUAAGCCAGCGAGCCGCAUUGAUUAUGAAGUGAAUGAGAACAAUUUUGAAAGCACUACAGAUAUGUAUAAUAGUAAUCAAGAUACGUCUGCUGCUGUGCAAAACCCAACAAAGACAUAUGGCUUAAAGCAACGCACAUACAAAUGUCGCCAGUGCCCAUUCAGCAGUAACUCUAGCUUUGAGUUCCGUAAGCAUGCCCAUUUUCAUGGCGCCAUGAUGAGGUAUCUUUGUGACUACUGUUCCUACAGCGUUGAGCGAUUUAAUCUGAUGUUCCAGCAUAGAAAAAUGCACAUAAAUGAGCCGAACUUUGAUCCCAGCCCCCCUCCUGAUUUUCUGUUGAAUCCUCAGAUGAGUUUCAUGCAAUCCCCAGCAAAGAAGAAAAGACGGACUGGACCCCAAAUACCGGGUGGUCCUUUUCGUAGUUUGAAAAAUGAAUUUUUAGAAAAUAACCCCGAAGUUGGGGGAUCCGACUCCUCAAACGCCCUACAAGAGGACACCGCCCAAAAGAAUUAUCUUGUAAAUGAAAAUGAAAGCAAGCUGCCCGAACAAGCGCCAAAGAGACGAAGGAAGAAGAAGCGGUUUGGCCUGGGACUCGGGCUUGGCCAGCGUGUUGGAGCUGCACACAAGUUCCAGUGCUCAAACUGUCCAUACAAGAGUCACUACCCAAGGAUAUUUCGGACUCACAUCAGCAUGCACGGAUCAAACCAGAGGUAUAAAUGUGACUACUGUGACUGGAGCGCUCACCGUCUGAACUUCGUCAUGAACCACCGAAAAGUUCACAGAAUUCUGCCAACGUUUGUCCAAUCACCAAGCCUAGCGGUGUUUGUGAACACUAACGCAAACACAAAUGAGGGGACCGUCGCAUCCAAAGCAACGGAUUGGACUCAAACAUCUGUGGAACAGUGGUCGGCGCCGCCACCGCCACCACCACCACAGCCUUCAACAGGCCCAUCAACAGCUGCCGCAAAGCCUAGAGAUACAGUAUUCAAGUCUGGGCUAUAUCCUUGUCAACUGUGCCCUUUUUCUUGCGACAACGUCCAAAAGAUGUAUAGGCACAGAAUCCUACACAGCAAACCUGGUAGAUUUAAUUGUAACAAGUGUAGUUAUAGUGUAGGGCGCCGCAAUUUGCUGUACCAGCACCAGAGACUUCACCAAGCGGCAGAGGUAGGCAGCUUGCCGGCCUUGAAGCAACGGAAACCUUGGAAGCGUUUACGCUGCCAAUACUGCCCUUAUCACACACACAGCCGCUUUUUGUUAGACAACCAUCAAAAGAACCACACCUCUGUUGGCAAGUACAAGUGCAACCACUGUGGCUAUAGCGUAGACCGAUUAAACCUGUUGCACCAGCACCAGAAAUUGCAUAGAAAACCAGUCUGUGAGGAACAACAACAACAGCAGCCUAAUACCGAUUCUGGGGCCCAGUCGCCAGCUGUGGUAAAGUCUGAGUUCAUUCAGAGCGCACCGGAAGCUCAGACCAAAAUUUUAGUAUCGUCAGUGGCACCGCGCGUGGGAAAACACACAGCAAGGAAGUCAAUGAAGCAGUCUUCCGGAUAUCUUCGACCCGCAAUGACCGGCUAUCCAACUCAUACUCGUCGGCCGUAUAAGUGCAACAGGUGCCCAUAUUCUACAACCAACAAAAACAACCAUGAAGUGCAUGCCUCUAUGCACGGCGUCAACAACAAGUACGGUUGCCCUUACUGCGAUUUCUCCUGUCACAAAAUGUACUUCAUGACCGUUCAUAUUCGUCUGCAUUUUCCAAAUGGGCAACUCAGUGACGAUACCAUAAGACGCAUGGCACAGUGCUCCAAAAGUAAGCCAGUUGUUCAGCUGACGAAGAUGGGGAUGUCCACCCCGACGGUCAAAGUGCCAGCUGGGGAACAGGUACACGGCGUCGUCCCGUUUGGCGCCUUGGAUGAGCAACAUGGUUCAUUGCAGCAGACCAUGGUUAUCUCCCCGGAACCGGCACGUGAACCUUUCAGGAAUGACGAUGGUAAAUUCGUCUGCCAAUACUGCGACAGGUUGUUUGAAGAAAAAGACGCCGUGCUGCGACAUGAAAAACAACAUUUGAUUGGCUAUCAGUGAUUGGCUUAUUUGCAUCUGAAACGCCGUCUGAAUCGCUUUUUCAGUCGUAAUUUUUGGCGAAGUCUAGGGAUGUACCUUCCAUACAUUUCAUGCUCUCCUAGCGAUAUGUUUUAUACGGCCAGUAGAUUUUUUUGCUCAGUACACUGCGAUUCUGCUUUGGCUUUUAGUUGCAAAAGCGGUGCUAAUUCUGCUUCUACUUGCAUUGCCGUUUUUAAUCACAGGAGUUGCCAAAGUAACAAGCUCUGUGUAUGCCACGUCAAUAAAAUAACAGUAGGAAAGACGAUGUGCAUUUAAAACACAGAUACAACUCGAUUUACGUGGGUGGGAUUUCACAUUAGCAACUCCGUUGUUUUUUGUAGGGAAUUUUAGUGACUGUACAUUGAACAAAUAAUUUGUAAUCUCAUGUUUCCAUAAUGAAUUAGAAUAUUACAUUGAUUUCUAUAUAUGAUUAUUAUAAUCUUUAAUCGAACAAGUCGAGCGAUAUACAAUCGUUAUGUAGCUGAUAUUUAUUUUAGUAUUGUAUCCCAUGUAGAAUUAUUGGUUUAUUUUAAAUAUUUUAGUGUAUCAUAUGCAUAAAGCGUUAUAUACCGCAUAAUGAAUAGCGUUAGAUAGCAACGGACAUUGGGUGAGUUGAUGGUCAGUGACAUAGCAAUGAGGGCUGACCGGAAGCAAUCCUCUGGACUGUCCAGUUUCUCAUACUUUAAACGCCUAAGCUACGCCGGUAAGGAUCUACCAAAGCGUGCUUUGCGCCAGAAAUUACGUUGCUUGGAUAUCGAAAUUGGUAGCACAGUGCAUGUAUCAUGUACGUCAUCUUUGAAAAAUUGGAAUAGCAAUAACCGUUUUGUUUGCAAGAAAUAUAAGUAAUAGAAAAACGACCUUAAAAAUCAGCAUUCCAUUUUGCGUGUGAAUCCAUUCCUUGUAUCUGAAGUCAACCGAUCCCCAGCGUUAUGCACAGUUAAGUUUAAGGAUUAACUUUGCAUCAUUCUUAGUAGAUAAAGGCAAAAAACAUUUGAAAUCUAGUUGAUCAUAAGCAGUAAUUAGUACAGACUCACGCGAUGUCUUAUGGCGAAGUUUUUAGAAGUAACAGGUAAAUUUGAAAAGUUCAUGAACGUCAUUAUCUUAAAAUCGUAUACAUAACUGAUGAUAUUGACCACAAUAAAUGUAGACACAACCGAUUAUCUCGCCACAAAUGUAUAUAACUAUGCAAUGAAAUAAAAUUAUGUUACAAA
Lingula anatina is the source of this 10721-nucleotide messenger RNA. RefSeq lists its product as uncharacterized. Lineage: Eukaryota; Metazoa; Brachiopoda; Lingulata; Lingulida; Lingulidae. Gene Ontology annotation, biological process: positive regulation of transcription by RNA polymerase II. Gene Ontology annotation, cellular component: nucleus. The record is from RefSeq and is a predicted model, not a curated record.